CAUCCGAGUCCUAACUGGGUCUCACUAAGCGAGGUAAGUAGUGUGUUAGUGGAAAUGGCGACGGCGAGGGCGAGGGCCGCGCUGGUGUUUGUGGCUCUGCUGCAGAUGGCGGCAGUGGUGGUGGUGCGCGCGUCGCACGUCGUCUACCCGGAGCUCCAGUCGCUGGAGGCGAAGCACGUCGACGGGAAGCUCCGGACCGGGUACCACUUCCAACCACCCAAGCACUGGAUCAACGAUCCGAACGGUCCGAUGUACUAUAAGGGCUUGUACCAUCUGUUCUACCAGUACAACCCCAAGGGCGCCGUGUGGGGGAACAUCGAGUGGGCGCACUCGGUUUCGACGGACCUGAUCGACUGGACGGCGCUGGAGCCGGGGAUCUACCCGUCCAAGACGUUCGACGAGAAGGGCUGCUGGUCGGGCUCCGCCACCGUGCUCCCCAGCGGCGUGCCGGUGAUCAUGUACACCGGCAUCGACCCCGACGAGCGGCAGGUCCAGAACGUCGCCUACCCGGUGAACCUCUCCGACCCGUACCUCCGCGAGUGGUACAAGCCCGACUACAACCCCAUCAUCAACCCGGACGGCGGCAUCAACGCCAGCGCGUUCCGCGACCCGACCACCGCCUGGUACGGGCCCGACGGCCACUGGCGGCUCCUCGUCGGCAGCAAGGUGAACAUGAAGGGGCUCGCCGUGCUGUACCGGAGCCGGGACUUCAAGAAGUGGGUCAAGGCGCACCACCCGCUGCACUCGGCGCACACCGGGAUGUGGGAGUGCCCGGACUUCUUCCCCGUCGCUGUGGCGGGCGGGAGCCGCCACUACCGCCGCGGCGUCGACACCGCCGAGCUGCACGACGCCGCCGUGGCGGAGGAGGUCAAGUACGUGCUCAAGGUGAGCCUCGACCUGACGCGGUACGAGUACUACACCGUCGGCUGGUACGACCACGCCACCGACCGGUACGUCCCCGACGCCGCCUUCCCCGACAACGACUACGGCCUCCGCUACGACUACGGCGACUUCUACGCAUCCAAGUCGUUCUACGACCCGGCCAAGCGCCGCCGCAUCGUCUGGGGCUGGGCCAACGAGUCCGACACCGUACCCGACGACCGCCGAAAGGGCUGGGCCGGCAUCCAGGCGAUACCGAGGAAGCUCUGGCUGUCGGCGGACGGGAAGCAGCUGGUGCAGUGGCCGGUGGAGGAGCUCAAGGCGCUGCGAGCCAAGCACGUCAAUGUCACUGACAAGGUCAUCAAGAAGGGCAACUACUUCGAGGUCACCGGCUUCAAGUCCGUGCAGUCGGAUGUGGAUAUGGCGUUCGCGAUCAAGGACCUGAGCAAGGCGGAGGAGUUCGACCCGGCGUGGCGGACGGACGCGGAGGCGCUGUGCAAGAAGCUCGGCUCGGACGUCGACGGCGGCGUGGGGCCGUUCGGGCUGUGGGCGCUGGCCUCCGGCGACCUCAAGGAGAGGACGGCCGUCUUCUUCAGGGUGUUCAAGGCCAACGACUCCUCGCACGUCGUCCUCAUGUGCAACGACCCUACCAGGUCAUCGUACGAGUCGAAGAUCUACAGGCCGACCUUCGCCGGCUUCGUCGACGUCGACAUCGCCAAGAACAAACAAAUCGCCCUCCGGACAUUGAUCGAUCACUCCGUGGUGGAGAGCUUCGGGGCGCGCGGCAAGACGUGCAUCCUGACGAGGGUGUACCCGAGGAAAGCCGUCGGCGACGACGCGCACCUCUUCGUCUUCAACAACGGCGAGUCGGACGUCAAGGUCACCAACCUGGACGCCUGGGAGAUGAAGACCCCGAAGAUGAACGCGGAGGAGUAGCAGCAGUAGCAAGCAGCACAUCAGCCUAGACAUGGUGGUUGUAGCAGUACUGGUAGAGUAGCCGCCUAGCCGGGCGUUUAGCUAGCUACUCUCUCCGUCCCAAAAUAAGUCCAGUUUUAACA
This is a messenger RNA of Oryza sativa Japonica Group (Japanese rice), 1937 nucleotides long. The record is from RefSeq and is a predicted model, not a curated record. NCBI's taxonomy places the organism in Eukaryota, Viridiplantae, Streptophyta, Magnoliopsida, Poales, Poaceae.